Conger conger (European conger) is the source of this 2644-nucleotide messenger RNA. RefSeq names its product acyl-CoA dehydrogenase short/branched chain (gene acadsb). The transcript has 11 exons. Gene Ontology annotation, cellular component: mitochondrion. The record is from RefSeq and is a predicted model, not a curated record. Lineage: Eukaryota; Metazoa; Chordata; Actinopteri; Anguilliformes; Congridae. Bases 29 to 1330 code for a protein of 433 amino acids. Gene Ontology annotation, molecular function: flavin adenine dinucleotide binding; acyl-CoA dehydrogenase activity.
UCAGAACCCGUAUGUAAACAAGGGAAAUAUGGCUACCCCCUUGAGCAGGAUCUGUGGGAAGCUCGGGAGGCAUUUGUACCGACCAUGGUGUGCGAACCAGUUGAGGCUGCAGCAAGGGACGUCCCGGUCCGUGGCAGAAGCAGCGACGGAGCAAGGAGGUGUAGUUUCUGGAGCUUACCCACCGUUGCAAACCUUCUCAGAAGAAGAAACUAUGAUGAAGGAGGCUGUCAAGAAAUUUGCACAAGAGCGCAUUGCCCCAUUUGUGUCAAAGAUGGAUGAAAACUCUUCCAUGGACCAGGUUGUGAUAGAUGGCCUAUUUGAGCAAGGGCUGAUGGGCAUCGAGAUCGACCCAGAGUAUGGUGGAACAGGUUCUACCUUCUUCUCCUCCAUCCUGGUCAUUGAGGAGCUGGCGAAGGUGGACCCCUCCAUCUCAGUGCUCUGUGACAUCCAGAACACGCUGAUCAACACACUGGUUUCUAAGCUUGGCACGGAGGCCCAGAAAGAGCAGUACCUCUCCCGGCUCUCCACAGACACGGUUGGAAGCUUCUGCCUGUCAGAAGCUGAGUCGGGGAGCGAUGCGUUCUCUUUGAAGACCCGCGCUGAGAAACACAAGGACUACUUCCUCAUUAACGGCUCCAAGAUGUGGAUCAGCAACGCAGAGCAUGCUGGGGUCUUCCUGGUGAUGGCUAAUCUGGACCCCACGGCUGGCUACAGAGGAAUCACCUGUUUCAUUGUGGACCGGGACACAGAGGGGCUGGAGAUCGGCAAGAAGGAGAACAAGCUGGGACUGCGUGCCUCCUCCACCUGCCCCCUCAAUUUUGACAACGUGAAGGUUCCCGAGCAGAACAUUCUGGGGAAACCCGGACACGGGUAUAAGUAUGCCAUCGGAAUGCUGAACGAGGGCAGGAUUGGGAUCGCAGCCCAGAUGUUGGGUUUGGCCCAGGGCUGCUUCGAUCAUGCAGUUCCUUACACCAGGCAGCGGGUUCAGUUCGGCAAGCGGAUCUUUGACUUUCAGGGCAUGCAGCACCAGAUCGCCCACGUGGCCACCCAGCUGGAGGCCGCCCGGCUCCUGACCUAUAACGCGGCUCGCCUGAAGGAGGCCGGGAGACCCUUCAUCAAGGAGGCCUGCAUGGCCAAGUACUUUUCUGCUGAGGUUGCAACUUUGGUGACUUCGAAAUGCAUAGAAUGGAUGGGAGGGGUGGGCUUCACAAAAGAUUACCCCAUUGAGAAGUACUACAGAGACUGCAAAAUAGGUACAAUUUAUGAAGGCACUACUAAUAUCCAGCUCACGACCAUGGCUAAGUUCAUUGACCAGGAGUAUGACCACUGAACUGUGUGAGACUUGUUGUUUUCACACUCGCUGCUUUUAGAAAAGAAAUAAAGCGGGCUUCGGAGUGUGGGAAAAACACUUUUAAGAAGUUGUGUGUUUAUGCUGAAUAUCGCCGUGUGGAACGUUCGUCUUCACAACAAGCGACAACUGUUUAAUCAAACAUAUCAAUUACCGUGUGCAGUAGAGUUGAUUUCAUCAUAUUUCAGCAGUGCACUUGGAUUAAAUGGUUUGUUUCCUGCUGGGUGGGGAUAUCCAAUGACUUGUUUUGAAAUUAUACUGGUGGGACGUGUGUGCAAAAUAUACCAAUAUGUCUUGCUGCUAUCCCGCUAGCUGAAUGUAAUUGAAUAUAUGUCCAGCUAUGCUAGGGGGCUACUGUUUGCUGUUUGACUGGUAGGGAACCGCAAGCAAUGAUGAUGUUACUGAUUACUGGCACUCUGUGUCAGUACAUUUUACCCCAUAAUUCCGUUCUAGAUCAAAUACAGAAUAGCUUGAAUUUGUUCAUUAGUACAAUAAGGUAGUCCUUGAAAAUCUGUUUCCUUAAACUGCAAUUGUUACAUUGAGAAUAUGAACAUAGCCUAAAUAGAACCAUGUUUUGUUUGAGUAACUGACUUAUGGUACUGUUCCCCCUUUUCCUUCCUGUGAUUUUGUGAGUAACUGUAAUGUAGAAAAUCCGUUUUCUGUCCAUAUGGCUUUUACAAUGUUUCACUUGUGUUGUGUUCAUAUGUUUCCAAAUGACAAGAUUGCUCUUUUGAGGUAUGAUCGAGACGCAUGAAUACUUCAGGGCAGUUUAAUCAUAUAAAUGCAAAUACAGGUCUACGCAUGACGAGAUUAGCAUCUGAUGUCCCCGCUCAAUGUCCCUCAUGUAGUUCAUUCCUUCGGUUCUCUGGUUGGGUUCAUUUCAGAACUUCUGAAUGGGACAGUGCCUUAAACCCAGAUGAUUUUUUCUGUAGCCACAGCGCCCACUCCACACCCCCCAGUUUGAGAAUAGAGACAGAAAGCAGCAGGUGAGCCACAUGCCUUGAUACCUGACCAGUAUGAUAGCAUUGUGGCCUUAAUGUGAGCAUAGAGAAAUGGAGCUGCAAAGACAUAUUGCCUGUCUUCCUGGGUUAAGAUCCUUUAAUCGCAUUAAUGAGAUUGUUCAUCAUAUUGGAAACAUUUGAAAUGAAAAUAUUUCUCUGUCCAUUUGAUAACAUUCUGUACACUCUUAUUGUCACAGAUUGAUGGAUUAUUAAUGAAUGGUCUAAAAUAGUUUCAAAGAGGUAUUUUAACACCGUAGAUCAGAAACUUCCAAUAAAUAAAGAAUAUUAAAAUGUA